UCUAAACCCUAGCUUCUCACUUAGCACUGUCAGAGCGAGAGAAACAACUUCGCGGCUCUCUCUCUCUCAUUCAUUUUCCCCUCUCUUUCUCUUCGAUCUUGAGAUAGUGUUACCUGAAGGAAACCAUGUCUCAUCGGAAAUUUGAACACCCAAGACACGGUUCCCUUGGAUUUCUUCCUAGGAAAAGAGCUGCCCGUCACAGAGGAAAAGUGAAGGCAUUUCCCAAGGAUGAUCCAACAAAGCCCCCCAGAUUGACUGCUUUCCUGGGGUACAAAGCUGGGAUGACUCAUAUUGUUAGAGAAGUGGAAAAGCCAGGGUCAAAGCUCCACAAGAAGGAAACAUGUGAGGCAGUGACUAUUAUUGAAACACCACCCCUGGUUAUUGUUGGUGUUGUUGGUUAUGUGAAGACCCCACGUGGUCUCCGUUCUCUGAACACUGUCUGGGCCCAGCAUCUUAGUGAGGAGUUGAAGAGGAGAUUCUAUAAGAACUGGUGCAAGUCUAAGAAGAAAGCUUUUACCAAGUAUAGCCACAAGUAUGACAGUGAGGAGGGGAAAAAGGACAUUCAGUCACAGUUGGAGAAAAUGAAGAAGUACUGCACUGUGAUUCGUGUUUUGGCCCAUACCCAGAUAAGGAAAAUGAAGGGAUUGAAGCAGAAGAAAGCCCAUUUGAUGGAGAUUCAGGUGAAUGGUGGGACUAUUGCCCAGAAGGUGGACUUUGCUUAUGGUUUCUUUGAGAAGCAGGUUCCUAUUGAUGCUGUUUUCCAGAAAGAUGAGAUGAUUGACAUCAUUGGUGUGACUAAGGGUAAGGGUUAUGAGGGUGUUGUGACCCGAUGGGGUGUUACUCGUCUCCCACGUAAGACCCAUCGUGGUCUUCGCAAGGUUGCCUGUAUUGGUGCCUGGCAUCCUGCUAGGGUGUCUUUUACAGUUGCUAGGGCUGGGCAGAAUGGUUACCAUCACAGAACAGAGAUGAACAAGAAAAUUUACAAGCUGGGAAAGAGUGGCCAAGAGUCUCAUUCAGCAAUGACUGAGUUUGACAGAACUGAAAAGGAUAUUACUCCAAUGGGAGGGUUCCCUCACUACGGUAUUGUGAAGGAGGACUAUCUGCUUAUUAAGGGUUGCUGUGUUGGUCCCAAGAAGCGCGUGGUCACCCUGAGGCAGUCACUCUUGAAGCAAACAUCUAGGGUUGCCUUGGAGGAUAUCAAGCUCAAGUUCAUUGAUACAUCCUCCAAAUUUGGGCAUGGUCGCUUCCAGACAGUUGGGGAGAAGGCUAAGUUCUAUGGGCGGGUUAAGGCUUGAUCUGCUUACUAGAAAAGAUCUCAACAUCGUUUUUGCAUUUAGUUUUUCCAGAGUUUUAUGCGGUUUUGUCCCUGUUCGGAUUUUUGAACUUGUCUUUUUUAUAUGCAUAUGCAUAUUGGAUUUUGUGAUACUGUGGAAAGAAUUUGGUUUUGACUUUUAAUUGGCUAAAUUUAUGGACAAUGAUCUUUGAUGUUGUUGAGAU
Messenger RNA from Quercus lobata, 1497 nucleotides. Its product is annotated as 60S ribosomal protein L3-like. Gene Ontology annotation, molecular function: RNA binding; structural constituent of ribosome. Bases 126 to 1295 code for a protein of 389 amino acids. Gene Ontology annotation, cellular component: ribosome; cytosolic large ribosomal subunit. NCBI's taxonomy places the organism in Eukaryota, Viridiplantae, Streptophyta, Magnoliopsida, Fagales, Fagaceae. Gene Ontology annotation, biological process: translation. The record is from RefSeq and is a predicted model, not a curated record. The transcript has 6 exons.